CUUCUGACCUGCUUCUGACGUCUAUUGAAUUGUACACAAUGUUCAGGAACGGCGCGUAACCUAUUACUCUUUCCUAAAUAGGUAUUGAAAGUGUUCAAAAGUUUAUGUAGCUAAAAUGUCGUUAAAUUUAUCACAGCAGUUACAUUCAACGCAAUACACUCCACUGAAUAAUAAACGAAACCGCCAUUUGUUACGAAAAGAAGAUACGUUAAAUUUGUCACCAAUUUUAAACGAGACAUCCAUUUUUAAAAAUCUCAACGAUACAAGUCUUCGGCAAGUUCUCGAUGAGUCAUCUAUAAUAGUUACUGCAGGAACAGUGGGCAACGGAUUGAAUGAAGCAUUUUUUGACAUAAUUCAAAAUAGCCGGUCAAGCAACGUCCUCGAAACAUUAGCAAGGUUAGCACAAGUCUGCUGCGACUCUUUAGAGCUUGUGGAGCCAUGGAACAGGUAUAACGCACAUAACUACUGGCUAGCAGAGGAAGCGAACACUUGGAAACUCUUACUUUGCUUGUAUGCAGAUUCUAUCUCUGAACACCCAGAGUCCUUGGACAAUUUGAUAACGGAAACUACGCUGUCACAGCAAACUUUGGUAAACGCUUUAUUUAGAGUUGAUUCAGAGCUCAGACUCUUGCAGCUGUUAGUAGACUGGCUUGAAGCCACUGCGGCUUACCAGGAUGAAGCCACAAAAACAUCAGCUCCAGUCAUUGGCAAUAACAUCCAUUGGGGUAACACACUACAUCAGUUGCUCCUGGGUACUAGUUUAUUUCACAAAGAAAAAAGCAAAUCUAUGAUCACCUGUAUGGAUCCAGAUGCUCCAAGGCGUCAAAAAAGAGUUAUACAUUCUGAUGAUUUGAAAGAUGACAAUGAUUUAUGCAAAAGAAUUUUUACAGAGGUCAGGUGUGGCAAAUUCAAGGAUGCUGUAUCUUUGUGUAUUAAUGCAGGACAAGCUUGGCGAGGUGCUGUAUUACAAGGUUGGAUCCUAUUGAACUACCUCCCACGUGAGGAUCCUACAGCUCCUCUAGAAAUAUCAGGAAGCCCUUCCAGAGACUUAUGGAAAUGGUGUGCCCUGGGCAUUGCUAACAAUAUCACAGAAAAUAUACAUUACAGAGCCACAGUUGGAAUUUUAAGUGGACAUUUAUCAAGUACACUUCCUGCUUGUCAAGGUAACUGGGAGGAUUUGUUGUGGGCUCACUUAAAAGUGCAAAUUGAAGCCAGAGUAGACAAAUUCCUCCAUGAACACCACAUCACAGUUGAUGCCAACACAACCACACCUGAAGUGUUAGAGCUGUUGCAAUCUGAGCUUCAAAUUGAAGAGAUGACUCUUCAACAAGUAUUUAAUGCUGUUAAAUCAUUAAUGGAUGGUAAAAGAGAGUCUGACUAUCAAACCUGUCAACGUCAUCUCAUGCUGGGCAAUAUUAGAACCAUCAUGCAGGAAUCUUUACAAUGGCUAGAAAACACAGAUGAUAAAUUUUUGAGAUUUUUGGCUCAUUUAAACUUAAUUUUGAGAAAUAUGGGAAAAGAUCCUCAUCAUGACAUAGGGGACCAAGUAUUGGAGAAAUAUGUCAUACAGCUGAUUCAAGGAUUAAUGGAAGGUUCUGUAGAUCGUCCUGAUCUUAUAGCAUACUACACUUCCACAGUGCCAGUUGACAGACAAAUAGUACUUUAUGCAGAAUUGAUGGAUCAUGUACAUAAAAGUGAUUACCGAGAAGGAGUUGUAAAAGCUGGUUUGAAUGCAGGCAUUGAUGUUGCAGCAUCAGCUCGAGUUGCCAUCAAUAAAGCAAUAUCUGAUAUUCAAAUAAGUUAUGGAAAUUUGGAUUUAAACUUCACCCAAACAGCCACAGCAGAGAAAGAUAAAACACUUAUCAACAAAGUAAUAUGCUCACUGGAAUGGCUAUCAUUGUUGGGAAAUCAGUUGCAAGAAGCUCUGUGGCUAAGCAAUGCUAUGAUUCGUACAUUCAUUUUUCUUAGUAACACUGAGGCUGCGCUUGCAUGCCUUAGCAACUUUAAUAAAAUGUUUCCAGAAUUUAUGGACAAGGUCAAUUCAAAUUCAGCAGAACUAAGAGAACAUUUAUGUUUGAAAGCAUAUUUAGAGUCUUUGGAAGGUUUUGCAACAUGGUACAGGCAUUACAUUAGUGGUCAGCCUAAAGAUGUGGAGGCUUUGCCACCAGAUGCAUCUUUUUCUGAUAAGGCCCACCAUGAACAGAGAGUUGCUCAAGUGGAACAACAGAAAGCACGCUGGUCAAAUGCUGUCUCACAUCAAGCCAGACAUACCAAAAAUUUGCUGUACAAUGUGUUACUAUUCCCAGGAGGUUGGCUACAGGAUGAAAAUGAUAGUACAACAUCAGAAAACUUUACUGAAAAUGAGAGAAAGGAAAGGUCAAAACAGUUGGAAACUUUGAGAUCCUUAUGCAUUCCUGAAGUGGCAAUUUUGAUACUAAAAAUUUUACAGAGCAAUGACAACAUCGAAAACCACAAGGAGGCUGUAAAGCUGAGUAAUUUACUUGCUGCUGAAAACAGAUGUCUCUACAAAGUAUUCACCAAAAACAAACUAAUGGAAAUAUUGGACAUGAUUAAGGAGUCUUGUCUUUUAUUAUUGGAAAAAGGGAAUGAUGUCUUUGGUUAUGAAUUAAAUGAGGAUUAGUUUUUUUGUAUUGAAUUUUAAUAAAUGUUUGCAACUA
Messenger RNA from Manduca sexta (tobacco hornworm), 2678 nucleotides. RefSeq names its product nuclear pore complex protein Nup107 (gene Nup107). The transcript has a single exon. Gene Ontology annotation, biological process: protein import into nucleus; post-transcriptional tethering of RNA polymerase II gene DNA at nuclear periphery; regulation of DNA-templated transcription. NCBI's taxonomy places the organism in Eukaryota, Metazoa, Arthropoda, Insecta, Lepidoptera, Sphingidae. Bases 116 to 2641 code for a protein of 841 amino acids. Gene Ontology annotation, cellular component: nuclear pore outer ring; nuclear pore. Gene Ontology annotation, molecular function: structural constituent of nuclear pore. The record is from RefSeq and is a predicted model, not a curated record.